AUGAAUCGAUUAUUCUCUGGAGGAGGAAGACAUUUUUCUCGUGCUGUUAUUUACAGUGCAACAUUAUCAUUUGUUGGAAUUAACUUUUUCACCUUUUCUCAUUAUAUUAAACAUUCCUAUUGGGAUAAUUUACAUACUUCUCCUGCACCAUCAAGUGGACAAUAUAUGCAACCACCUGAAGAAAUUACAAAUUCAAGCAAGGAAGAAAAAUUAUUCUAUACAUUAAAAUCUAAUCAAUCAUCAUCAUCUAAUGGAACGAAAAAAUUAAUCAUCUUCCUUCCUGAUAUUGUUGAAACAAGAGAAGUUUUCCAAGAUUUGGAAUAUCAAAUGUUACAUAAUCCACAAGUUAACGAUCAACAAAUUUAUUCAUUAAGAUAUGAUAGAUUUGGAUAUGGAUAUAGUAAUGUUGUAAAAGGACCAAGACAUUUACAUAAUAUGAGUAUUGAAUUACAUACACUUAUUGAACAUGUUUUAAAGAAUAAUAUUGAAUUGAAUGAAAAUGAAAAACUUGAAAUUUCACUUGUAGGUCAUGGAUUUGGAGCAAUGUUAGCAAGAAUGUAUUUGUAUAAAUUUUCAAAUACUUUUGAAAGUGAAUUUAAAAAUGUCAAAAUUGCAAAGAAUAUAUUAAUUUCACCACUUCAUGAAAGAUUUAUUCAAUUUUCACCAUUCUAUGUGGAUUAUCUUGUUGACUGGAAAUCAAGAGGUUUUAUUAAUAGACUUUUAUCAUUCCACGGUUUUAUGGAAUGGUUAUUUAAAUUUAAUCCAAGAUUUUCUUUAAAGGAUGAAGUUAUUUAUCCAUUUAUGGAAACUAUUGCAGAUGAUGUACCAACAACAACUUGGAAUGUUAAAUAUAAUGGAACUGAAGGAUCAACAGAUUAUGAUGAUGAUCAUUUAAUUUCUAAAGAUGAAGCUAAGAAGAGAUUGGAAUUUCAUAUGAGAAAUGAUAAUUUAUGGAAAACUGUUAGAAAUGAAACAAAUUUAUUCAAGAGAUCAUGUGUACAAUUGAAUGAUUGUCGUAAGAGUGCAGAGCCACACUAUAAACAACAAGAACAAUCAGCAUCAGCAGCAACAGAACAACAACAACCAGAAGAAGCUAACACUACACAACCAAUUAAUACUUCCAAUAUUGAUGUUCUAGUUGUUGAUGUCGAUCAUUCAAGAGAUGACGAACUUGGCAGAAAGGGAGUUAAAGUUUUCUUUGAUAAGAAUAGUGAAUUUUCACAAGUUGAUUAUCUCAACGAUCUUGUUGAAGGAUAUUCUAAUAAGAGUAAGGUUAUUUCACUCAAUAAUUAUAAUCACUACUCUGUAUUGAAUACACCUGCUCUUGCACAAACUGUAAUUAACUUCCUCAAACAAUAA
Naegleria gruberi is the source of this 1359-nucleotide messenger RNA. RefSeq lists its product as uncharacterized. NCBI's taxonomy places the organism in Eukaryota, Heterolobosea, Eutetramitea, Acrasida, Naegleriidae. The record is from RefSeq and is a predicted model, not a curated record. The transcript has a single exon. The coding region runs from base 1 to 1359 and encodes 452 amino acids.